This is a messenger RNA of Pestalotiopsis fici W106-1, 942 nucleotides long. RefSeq lists its product as uncharacterized. The record is from RefSeq and is a predicted model, not a curated record. Bases 1 to 942 code for a protein of 313 amino acids. Gene Ontology annotation, biological process: L-cysteine biosynthetic process. The transcript has a single exon. Gene Ontology annotation, cellular component: cytoplasm. Lineage: Eukaryota; Fungi; Ascomycota; Sordariomycetes; Amphisphaeriales; Sporocadaceae.
AUGGCACCCUCAGCUGUGGACAAUGCCUUGCAAAUGAUCGGCAACACGCCGAUCUUGAGGCUUAAGCGUGUUGUUCCAGAGGGCGCCGCCGAAGUGUACAUCAAAAUGGAGAGUAUGAACCCGACCGGGUCGUACAAGGACCGAAUGGCCCGUUCGAUCGUAGAAGAGGCAGAGCGGCGGGGAGAUCUCCAGGCCGGGAUGACCAUUGUCGAAGCCACUGGAGGCAGCACGGGCUCGUCGCUGGCGUACGUGUGCGCCGUCAAGGGCUACAAGUUUGAGGCCGUCUGCUCCGAGAUCUUUGCCAUUGAAAAGCUCCGAACCAUGACGGCCCUCGGCGCCGGUUUGACGCUGAUCAACAGUCCCACUGGCAAGCUCACCCCGGACCUGUUCCCCAGGAUUAAGGACCGUGCAAGAGAGCUGGCACAGACGCCGGGCUUCUAUGCUGCCGAUCAAUUCAACAACCGCGACGCCCUGGUCGGCUACGCGCAUCUCGGAAACGAACUUCUUGAGCAGCUCCCCAACGGCAUCGACGCCUUUUGUGCUGCUGUCGGCGGCGCUGGAAUGCUCAUGGGUGUGUCCAAGGUGCUCAAGGCCAAAUUGCCAGAGUGCAAGGUGGUCGUGUUGGAGCCAGCAUCAUCACCCUACAUUACGGAGGGGAAAGCAGGAACUCACGGCGUCGAGGGCAUCGGCAACGCGUUCAAGCUGCCACUGCUCGAAGAUGACCUGUGGGAUGAGGCCAGGGCCAUUGACGAGCAAGAGGCGCGCGCCAUGUGCCGGCGGCUCGCCAAGGAAGAGGGAAUUCUGGUGGGGACCUCGACUGGCUUGAACGUGGUCGCCGCUAUCAAGCUGGCGGUGGAACUAGGAGCGGGAAAGACGGUGGCCACAGUCGCCUGUGAUACUGGCCUCAAGUACAUGAGCGGGCCACUGUUUACGGACAGCUGA